Molecule: messenger RNA, 1194 nt
Organism: Prorocentrum cordatum
Lineage: Eukaryota; Dinophyceae; Prorocentrales; Prorocentraceae
Source: the annotation of a GenBank genome assembly
AUGUCCCUCCUCGCCGGUGGCUCGGGGCGGCUCGCUGGUUGCCCGGUGCGGCUGGGCGGCGGAGGCUGGGCGGCGUGGCUGGAGCCUGCCGCGGAGGAGGAGGCGUUCUGCAGGUCAGCGGCUCUGGCGGCGUGCAGGCUGGAGCAGGUGGAAUGCGUAGACCUCAGCGAGUGCGAGGUCGCCACUGAGUUCGAGGUCGACACGGAGUGCGUGGACUACUCCGACCUCGCUGCGCAGCUCGCGCAGGCGCAGGAGCUGCGCGAUGCGCUGGCUGACGAGUGCAUGGAGCUUCGUGCCCUCGCGUGGCGGCUGCGGGGAGGCGCUCGCGGCAAGCCGCACGACGAGCUGGUCGUUGGCGGCGGCUACGAGGUGGACGACGGCGUUGACGCUGACGGCAGCGACUGCGAGGCGCUGGGCGAGCUGGAGAGCAUCGUGGGGUGCGACGGCGACGUUUUCGGCAAGGAGAGCAUCGUGGGGUGCGACGGCGACGUGUUCAGCAAGGACGGCAGCGGCUGCGAGGCGCUGGACGCGCUGGAGCGCAUCGUGGGGUGCGACGGCGGCGCGGUCGGCAACAUGGAGAGCAUCGUGGGGUGCGACGGCGACGCGUACGACGGCGACGAGUUCGGCAAGGACGGCAUCGUGGGGUGCGACGGCGACGCGUUCGGCAAGGUCCCGCCCUUCCCGACGCUCUCGGAGGUGGCCGUGGAGAGCGAGCUGGAGCUCAAGGAUGCUCCUGCCCAGGAGGGCGCUCUUGGUCAGGCCGUGCUGGGCCCGAGCGUUGCCUGCUGGGCCGACGCGCUGGAGCAGCAGCAGGCGGGCGUGCAGUGCGAGCAGUUCGUGGACCCGCGCGACUGGGACAUGGUCUUCCUGGCCAACAGUGCCGCUGCCGCCUGGCGUGAGGCAGCGCUGGACGCCCGCGCGGCCGCGGAGCGCCUCGUGCAGGAUGUGCUGGUCGAGAUGCCCGUGGACGUCGAGGCGUUUGGGUGCAAGAAGAAGGCGAAGAAGAAGAAGCAGCACAAGAAGUUGCUUCGGGCCGACGUCGUGGAGGCGACUGUGGGCUUGGACAGCGUGGCGGCGGAGGACCCUCGUCCUCCUGGCGCGGCGGGCGUCUGGGCUUUCCUCGAGAAGGCCUACGCCGCGGGCGUGCCGCCCGACAUCGCCGCCGACCUGGUGCGGGACCAGGUGGUCCUCUGA